Molecule: messenger RNA, 2495 nt
Organism: Xenia sp. Carnegie-2017
Lineage: Eukaryota; Metazoa; Cnidaria; Anthozoa; Malacalcyonacea; Xeniidae
Product: cactin-like
Exons: 23
Coding region: 123-2078 (651 amino acids)
Biological process (GO): mRNA cis splicing, via spliceosome
Cellular component (GO): cytoplasm; spliceosomal complex
Molecular function (GO): protein binding
Source: RefSeq, a predicted model, not a curated record
ACAAGGAAUUAGUAAUUUGAUGGAUGGAAUUUAGUGGUGUUAAAAGAUGGCGGACGAGAAAGCAAACAUCUUUGAAAAUUUUCGUGUGUAAAAUGCCUCAUGUAACCAAUAAAGUUUAGGAAAUGGGCAGAAACUCAAAAAGAAAACAUCGCAGUAGAUCAAAUUCUCCCAAAAGACGCAUUAAAAGAAAAAGUUCAUCGUCUGAAUACGAAAGCAAGCGACGUUCAAGCAAUGUGGAUAAAAUGAAAGAAAAAGAGCUGAUGAAAGCUAUGGAAACUCCCGAAGAAAAACGGGCUAGAAGACUCGCUAAAAAACAAGCGAAAGAGCUAAAAAAACGAAGGGAAAGAGGCUGGGAUGAAGAGGAUUUGAGUUACACCAAUACGGACAAUCCUUAUGGCGAUACACAUUUACUUGAAACAUUCAUUUGGCACAAGAAACACGAAAAAGAGGGUACAACCCAUCUCAGUGAGGCAGAAAAAGUUAGAAGAAAUCAAAUGAAACGUGAGGAAAUGAAGAGAGAACUGGCAAGCGUAAAAAGACGACGACAAGAACGCGAGCAUGAACGAAUGGCAAGAGAGGAGGAGAGGGAAUUGAUGCAACGAGAAAAGGAAGGUGCUUAUUAUAAAGAAUGGGAAAAACAAGAAGAUAUGUUCCACAUCGAACAAGCGAGGAUGAGAUCCAAAAUUCGUAUUCGCGAUGGGCGAGCUAAGCCAAUUGAUCUGUUGGCACAAUACAUCAACCCUAAUGAAGAUAAUCUGGAGUACCAAAUGCAUGAACCAUAUUCUGUUCUUGUGGGACUAUCACUGGAUGAUCUUGGGGAUUUGAUUGAAGAUAUGAAACUGUAUCUUGAGAUUGAUGAGACAAAGAACCAUCAGUUUUGGAAAGAUAUGUUGGCAGUGACCAGAAACGAAGAAAAAAAACUGCAGAAACAAGGGUUUAAUAGUGAUCAAUUUCACGAGAGAAGAGAGACGAUCAAUUCGUCUGUAAAUGAUGAUAUCGAGAAAAUAUUUCGUGGCAAAACAUCUACGCAACUUUCUGCUUUGAGAAAUCAAAUAAACGAGAAAAUCUCCAGUGGCGGAGCCGUCGACAUUGGUUACUGGGAAUCUCUUUUGCAGCAGCUGAACGUGUUCAUGGCGAAGUCCAGGCUUCGUGAAAAUCAUCAAAAAAUGCUAAAAGAGAAGUUAGCCACGUUAAAACGUGAGUCUGUCGUUCACGCUGAUAGUGAAGAAAAUAUGGCUAAAGAUAGUGAGAAGGAAACAGAUGUUGUAUGUGAACAAGUUGACAAAAAGGAAGAGCGUGUCAACGCAUCAAAUGAUGAGAAUGAAAUCGAGGAGAAUGCAAAUGAAGAUGAUGACGUCGAGAAAAGUAACCCGGAUGAAGCUGACGACAGAAAUGUGAAAGAAAUUGUUUUAACUGCAGAAGAGCUAAUGGAGAGAGGUUAUAAAGCUUACGAGGACGGCCGUUACAGCCCUCCUUUGAUCCGUGUCUCGGAUGUCGAUCAAGAAAAACUUGUUGACCCGGAAAAGGAUUUCAUGGAAUUGGAGAAUGAACGUGAAAGAAUCAUGCUUUCCGAUUCAUUUACGGGUGUUACAUCAAGUAUUUCCGGGAUUGAUAUGAGGACCAAGGAGGCGAGUAAGGAUAUGGGAGCUGAUGAAGAAACGUUUAAUGUUCCAGUUCCUCUUGGUCAAAAGAAGUAUUUGUGGCAAGAUAAAUAUCGACCGAGAAAGCCGAGAUUUUUCAACCGCGUUCACACGGGUUACGAGUGGAACAAGUACAAUCAAACACAUUACGAUAUGGACAACCCUCCACCGAAAAUCGUUCAGGGAUAUAAGUUCAAUAUAUUUUAUCCGGAUCUUAUUGACAAGACUGAAACUCCUCAAUACUAUUUGGAGCCAUGCGCCAGUGAAAAAGAUUUUGCCAUCUUAAGAUUCAAUUCAGGACCACCUUACGAGGAUAUCGCGUUUAAAGUAGUGAACAGAGAAUGGGAGUACUCACAUAAACAUGGUUUUAGAUCGCAGUUUCACAACGGAGUCUUUCAACUUUGGUUUCACUUCAAGCGUUAUCGUUAUCGAAGAUAACACCAAUUCCCUCGUGGUUUGUAUUCGAGCUUGCAUGUAAAUCAAAAACAGCGACUUGUACUGGGGGAAGGGUGGAUGUAUACAAGUGAGAAUGAUUUACAACUGACAACCUUUUCACGUAAUUUUGGAUUGCAAAUAUUCAUCAACUGUGGUGGGCCAUUUUUUUCGUUUUACUUACGAAAACCAUUAAUGGUUACACUUCAAAGUGAAAUAGCUCAUUGAUGUAUAAUAUUUUUUUGCACCCUCGAAAAUGAUGUAAAUCACAUAAAGGAUUAUGAAAGUUUUACUUUAAUCUCCCAAGCCUUCGUAUCAGUCGUCUGGAUAGAUCUUUGUUUUGUUCAGACGAUAGAGGCGAUUGUGUGAAAGCUACGAACGACAAGGUGGAAAUAAUAAAGUGGAAAGCAGUAGUAACGACAA